CGACACCAUCACCACCAACGAGUUCAUAUGUUGAUUUAAGACUUACACCAAUUGCACCAAUUGCACCAAUAGCUCUAGUAAAUUCAUACGUUGAUACAAAAUCUCCAUCCUUUGUAUCAACAGGAAAAGGAUACGUCAGUUCAAAAUCUUCAUUAGUACCACCAAGAUCACCAUUGAAUACAUAUGUUGAUUCAAAACCUCCAUCAGAACUACCAACAUCACGAUUGAAUACAUAUGUUGAUUCAAAAACUUCAUCAGCACCACCCGCUAUUGAAGAUAUUACACGCGAUAGUCCAUUAAUGGAAUCAAUGUCAUCAGUAUUUGUUCCAAUAGAGUCUACCGAAUUACAAACUUCAUCUUUAAUACUUGCUUCACCGGUAUCAUACACAUCAAUAUCAUUGGAUCAAACACCAGUAUACGAAAAUGAAUUGGCACAUCGACGUACACUUUCGCCUCGUUCUCAAAUUGUUGCAUCAUCAGCACAAAUUAAUGAUACACCGAAUUCAUCAGUAGGAUGGAGUAGUCCAGAACUUAAUCAUUCAGAUCAAGAAAAUCUUUCUGAGGUGCCUAUGACGACAUUACAGCAUAAUGAUCUUAACGCUUUAGUUCAAUAUAGUUCACAACUUGAAUCAUCCGGCUUUCCACCAUUGAUAACGCAUGUUAUAGCUAAUCCGAAUACUAGCAGUACUUUUUGGGAAGCAGUCGAUGAAUUUAUUGAAAAUUAUAAAUCAACAACUACAGAUAGGGAAUCACCACCAAUACGACGGGCUAUUGAUGGAAGUCAUAGAUAUAUAUUAAAUGAUAGUACAACGAAACAAUUAGAUAAAUAUAAUCUUGAAAUAAAACCACAAGAAGAUUUUGAAUCAAGUGCACCUCUUCUUAUGCCACCUUUAGAUAAUUCGUAA
Messenger RNA from Rotaria sordida, 905 nucleotides. Lineage: Eukaryota; Metazoa; Rotifera; Eurotatoria; Philodinida; Philodinidae. The record is from the annotation of a GenBank genome assembly.